Molecule: messenger RNA, 1156 nt
Organism: Phodopus roborovskii (desert hamster)
Lineage: Eukaryota; Metazoa; Chordata; Mammalia; Rodentia; Cricetidae
Gene: Rhoc
Product: ras homolog family member C
Exons: 5
Coding region: 163-744 (193 amino acids)
Biological process (GO): small GTPase-mediated signal transduction
Cellular component (GO): neuron projection
Molecular function (GO): GTPase activity; GTP binding
Source: RefSeq, a predicted model, not a curated record
GGAGCAGAGGCGGGCCGAACCAAGGGCCGCCCCCGUCGAUCCCCCACCCCCACCCGCCUGGCCCGCCCCGGAGCGGCGCUGGAGAGUGGGGCGGGGUUCGGGUCAGUCUCAGCCUCCGGCACCGGCCGCGCAGCUGGAGGCAGAGGAUCGGAAGUUUCAGCCAUGGCUGCAAUCCGAAAGAAGCUCGUGAUCGUGGGUGAUGGUGCCUGUGGGAAGACCUGCCUUCUCAUUGUCUUCAGCAAGGAUCAGUUUCCGGAGGUCUAUGUCCCUACUGUAUUUGAGAACUACAUCGCAGACAUUGAAGUGGAUGGCAAGCAGGUGGAGCUGGCUCUGUGGGACACAGCAGGGCAAGAAGACUAUGAUCGCCUGCGGCCUCUGUCCUACCCGGACACUGAUGUCAUCCUCAUGUGUUUCUCCAUUGACAGUCCUGACAGCCUGGAAAACAUUCCUGAGAAGUGGACCCCAGAGGUGAAGCACUUUUGUCCCAAUGUGCCCAUCAUCCUCGUGGGGAAUAAAAAGGAUCUGAGGCAAGAUGAGCACACCAGAAGAGAGCUGGCCAAGAUGAAACAGGAGCCCGUUCGAUCUGAGGAAGGCCGGGACAUGGCAAACAGGAUCAGUGCCUUUGGCUACCUUGAAUGCUCAGCCAAGACUAAAGAAGGGGUGCGGGAGGUGUUUGAGAUGGCCACUCGCGCUGGCCUGCAGGUCCGAAAGAAUAAGCGCCGGAGGGGCUGUCCCAUUCUCUGAGUUUCCGAGGUCUCUCCAAUUUCCCCUCCCUCCCUCCCUCUCACAGGGGUACAAAUUACCCCCAUCCCACUCCACCCUUGUAGGACUUCAUGCUGCCAGUUUCUCUUUUUGGUUCCUUCCUGCCCAGGACUGCAUGAGUUUCCCCAGCCCCAAGUGGGGGCUGGUAGGCCCUUUCCUCCCUGCCUCUGGGAACCAGGCUGGUGCCCUGCCCUUCCUGCGCAGGGCCCCUCCUCCUGCUGCGUGGGUCCAGGAGUAGGGCUCUUAGUCCCUGGGCCUUCCCCAUAUCACACACCAGCACUUUAUAUAUUUCUGGCUCACAGGAGUCUGGGGUAGGGACCGGGAUUUCUGCUUUGGGUAGUAGCCUCGACUUGGUGGGAGGGCAGGACAUUAAUAAAGGUCAAAGGUUGCACCA